This is a messenger RNA of Xiphophorus couchianus (Monterrey platyfish), 5558 nucleotides long. Its product is annotated as translocating chain-associated membrane protein 1-like 1. Gene Ontology annotation, biological process: SRP-dependent cotranslational protein targeting to membrane, translocation; protein insertion into ER membrane. The coding region runs from base 290 to 1405 and encodes 371 amino acids. The record is from RefSeq and is a predicted model, not a curated record. Lineage: Eukaryota; Metazoa; Chordata; Actinopteri; Cyprinodontiformes; Poeciliidae. Gene Ontology annotation, cellular component: endoplasmic reticulum membrane. The transcript is spliced from 11 exons.
UACGUCAACUACGCUGGGCGGUUCAUGAAUGGGGCUCUGAAGUGGGAGGGCCCCUCAUCUGACUUUAACAGGCAGGAGGAAGAAAGUGGGUGAUGUGCUUUGCUGCGAUGCUCCUUCAUGACUGUUUUUAAACAGCCCAGCAGCGAGCGAUCGUCUGUGUUUGCGGAUUGUAGCGGAGGGAUCUUCACCCCACAGGGACAGCAUCCUUCGGCUGAGACGAACAGGCCAGCGGCCACAGCAGCAGCAGCAGCAGCGGAACCAGAGGGAGGCAGAGUCGUGUCGAUGAGCCAUGGGGUUCCGCAAGAAAAACAAGAGCCCACCGGUGCUGAGCCACGAGUUUGUGAUCCAGAAUCACGCCGACAUGGUUUCCUGUUUGGCCAUGAUCAUCCUCCUCGGCCUAAUGUUUGAGGUCACGGCAAAGUUUGCCAUCAUGUUCAUCACAGUCCAGUACAAUGUAACUCAAGUUCUCGAUGAGAAAAGCGAGCCUGUAAACCUUUACCAGUACGGCCCUAAAGAUGUGGCUACAGUGUUUUUCUACCUGCUCAUAGCAGUCAUCCUUCACGCCUUGAUUCAAGAAUAUAUUCUCGAUAAAAUUAAUAGGAGGUUGCACCUGUCGAAGACCAAACACAGCAAGUUUAAUGAGUCUGGCCAGCUAGCAGCGUUCUACCUGUUCUCCUUUAUCUGGGGCUGCAGCAUCCUAACAGCGGAGGAGUUUGCAACAAAUCCCACUUUCUUAUGGGAGGGGUACCCACACACUAACAUGGUUUUUCAGGUUAAAUUCUUCUACAUUUGCCAAAUUGCCUAUUGGCUUCAUGCACUUCCUGAGCUGUACUUUCAAAAAGUACGAAAGGAGGACAUCCCCCGCCAGCUUUAUUACAUUUGCCUUUAUGUUGUCCACAUCUCUGGUGCCUACAUCUUAAACCUCCACCGACUGGGCCUGGUGCUGCUGGUCCCUCACUACCUGGUCGAACUUUUGUUCCACGCUUCACGCCUUUUCUACUUCAGUGAUGAGAACAAGCAAAAAGGCUUCACCUUGUGGGCGCUGCUUUUUGUCAUUGCCCGCCUCCUCACCCUCACGCUGUCAGUGCUGACAUUUGGUUUUGGUCUGCCCCGUACGGAAAACCACGGUUUUUCCUUGGCAGAAGGCAACUUUAAUGUGCUCACCGUCAGGAUGACCUGCCUAGCAGCCAUCUGUCUGACGCAGGCCUGGAUGAUGUGGAAGUUCAUUAAUUUCCAGUUAAAAAAGUGGAGAGAGCACAGCCAAAUCCAAGCAUCAAAGAAGAAGACAGUGAGCCCAAAGAGCAAGCCUCAUAAAAGAGAAACUACCAAGGGAGGAGCUGCCAAUGGAGUUGUCAAGUCUGAGGAUAAAAUGUCACCACGAGCAAGAAAAGCCAAAGCUUCAUAAAAUUGGACAAGCUUGGAGAGAUGAGAAAAUAAUUUCUGAUAAUGUGACAUUACAGGUUGUUUCAGGCUGCAAGGAACCUUUUUAAAAGUUCUCAUAACAGUUUAAGGCGGAUUCCUCUCUUUGUUUAUAUUUGCGCUGCAGGAACCAUGGCCUCUUUGCAGAGCUGCUUUUAACGAGUGUUUUUAAGAUCCUGCUUUACAAUAUUAGCCCUCCGUCUGCAAUCGGGGACAUAGGUGGCCCAGUUGCAUAUAGGUUGGUAGAGUCAGUUCACUUGGUCAUUGUCUAGGUUUUAGAAACGCACCCAAACUGUACACAACAGAUUUGAAAACAUUCACCAAAAUGAAGCGAAACAGAAGUUAAGUCCAGUCUUACCUGACUGAGAGGACUUCUAAAUAAAAUAUGCAGGAAUUGCAGAAAAAAAAUCCUAGAUUACACUCAUGAUGGUGUAUCAGGUAGAGAAGCAAGUGGUAAAAAUAGACUCAACAUUUUAAGUAUUUAAUUUAGAUAGAAGUUUAGAAACCUUAAACUUCCAGGGUUUUUUAAAGACGCUCCAGGCCACUUCAUUGCUUCAUCAAUUCUCACUCCCAUUUCUUCUCCAUCCACCUCAGUUAUCAGGUAGAUUGUAAUAUACGUCCAGGAAACACGACAUUCCCUUUAGGAAGUGGUACAACAUCAAUUCUGUCCUGACAUGGUUUUUAAUGCUCUUAUAUUGUGUAAACAGACAUCAGCCCUGAAUCGCACAUUCUUUUUAUGGGUUGUAAAGGAGGAGAUAAAAUUUUAAAUUUAAUCUUGUAUUGCUAAUUUAAUAAACAUAAAAUAUUUAACAUGUCUAAAUGCUCAUUCAUAGCAGAGUUUAACGAUACCAAUAUUUUGAGGACAAAUUAACACCAUAUAAAAUUGUGUUACUUUGUAAUUAAUCAUUCAGGCUAAUAUUUAUCAACCACUCAAUGUUUUUAUCAGUGUGAUGUGACUUGGUUCUACCUUGAAUUUAAAAGAGCGAUGUUUUUAUUUAGUUUAGGAAACUACUUAUUUAACAGAUUUAUUUUUUCAGGUUCUUAUAGUUUGAUUUUUCACUAACUCAAAACGAGAAGAUUUCCAGCUCUUUCUGGAAAUCUCUCUCUCUUUGACAUGGGCCAGUAACAUUAGUUCUUACCUUUGUUAGCGGUCCAAAAAGGGUGGAGUGGGAUUCAGGCGAAAAUGUCUGGUGGAGCUCACAAAUGGUGGAUCUUCAAAAAUAAUCUGAAUAGUGAACACCAGGUCAACUUGGCUCAGCUUGGUCAGGUUGACCUGGUAUGAUGGGUCAAUUCAAAGUCUCAGUCAUGUUGAAGAUGUAAAACAAUCACUAAGUGACAUCGUACAAUUUAAGUUUCAGGCAACUUUACAAAACCGGAGCCAUGUUUGUCAUGGAAGAUCCAGGAAAAAUUCUCUACUCACUAAAACAAUUGAAUCUUCUCAUAAAUCCUCUAACAGGAACUUCUCAAUCACACCCAAAAAAGUCUGGUUUGGCCAAAAUGGAGAAGGGAUGAAAUGACCAGCAAUUUCAGAAAACUGAUGUUUUUUUUUCUUUCUCCCAACUCUGCCUAAGUUAUUUAACGCAACAUACACACAGAGACUCGGCUCUGAUUGUGAGGGUCAUUUUAUUGUGGCUUUAAUUUGGUGAAUGUUGCAAGCAUAACUAACAUUGCCACAAUGAUCGUCUGGCAACUGCUAUGCAAUCACUUUUUUUUCUGGCAGUGCAAAUGCAAGCAAAAAAAAAAAGUUGUAUUUCUUAUUACUUUGCUGUAUGGGGGAUUCCUAUAACUAUAGGUUCUCCAAGAGUUCUUAGAAAAGUUUGGUCAGAAGAAACAUUGCUUCUUACAAAAUCUAAAAAUGCAUCUGCUGUUCUUUUGGGGAAAAUGAAACAUUUUUGCGCACUAAGAAACCUUUAUACGAAUCCCCCUCUGGGGUUGAAAAACCCCCUUUCUGAAAAUGUCAGUGUUACUGUGAGCUUCAAGUGUUCGUUGUUCAUUCGGGUUUGCUGAAUGGGGAUGUUGCCUGGGCACUGCUGGUUUUGGCGCUUUAACAUGAUGGAUUUAGCUAUUUGAAGUGUCCUUUUUGUGUAAAACAGCGAUCACUCCUUGGAAAAUUUUUUAAAACGGAGUACUUCUUCAGUAAUUUCACAUGGAAUCCCUUCAUAAUUCCUUACAAAGCCAAUACUUUACUUCAGGGGAACAUAAAGUGUUCAGUGCACAGAUUAUCAGCACAGGGUGUCAUUUUAACUGUUGGCCUUGUUGUUAAACAUUCUGCUGUUUUCCAGGAAAAGAUGCAAAAUGAAAUAAGAGAGGCAAAUAUUUGUGAACAACAAAGCCUGUGCUGAACUCUCAGAACAUUUACUGCCAUUAUCUGACAGCCUCUGCCAUUGAAGUCCGACAAGUUUCAGGAUUGAGGCACUUAAAUAUUUCAGUCACUACUCUGGUAUUCAAACCUGGAUUGGGGGUUCAUCCGGGAUGGGAGACCCAUCAAGAGUAAUCCGUAAUCUAACUUGUGAUGCUGUAUUGUUUGUAUACAGUUAAAUCUUUAUAUUGGCAUGAUGGAAAUUAUGUUUGCUGGGGAUGCAUUUUGGUCUUUUCUAUGGCAAUGCAUGAUGGUUUCAGGCUAAAGGUUUUUACGGCUAGUUCCUUGUGCUGUUGAGUUUGCAUCUUUUACAUACUACUACAAACACACAAACAUUAAGUGACCUUUUUUAACAACUGCUGCAAGAUGUUUCAGUUAUUUAUUUUUGUCAUAAACAACAGAGUUAUUAUUUUAUAUGCUUUUAAAAGUUAUAACCAGCAAACACAGUGGUACAUAGCAACUGCAUUUAAUCAAUCCAAACGAAACAAUCUUUCUUCAAGUGUCCUUACAAAUGCUGAGGGUUUAUAUCACUCCUUCUGUUUGCGUUUUUUGCAACCCUUUGGUAUCAGGGGACAAGCUAUUUACCGCUCACACCAUAACUUGCGUCCCAUGGUUCAAUGGGAGGUGUGUUUGUGAGGGACUGUGUUUUGUAUGCGUGUGGGGGUGUUCUCGUGCGUGUACAGUGUUGUUUAGCUCGUAAAUUAUAACUGGGAAUGAUGGUUUAUUGCUUGUCUUGUUUAAAGGAAAAAAAACAUGCCUGUGUGCGGAGCAUGGAAAAGUGACAAUCUGUUCAAUGACUCCUGCCUUUUGUUGGAUAUUUUUUAUUAUUUUUUCUUUUCACCACCGGUAUUAUACUUUUGUUCUGUUCUGGUAUGACCUGCCUAAGGCUCCCAAAAUGCUUCUGUGUGUAAAAUCACUGAAUUGUGGAUUCUUGUUUUGUUUUUUUGGUUGGUGCGAUACUAAAUGCUUCUGUGUUUAAUGUGUCUGCCCUGCCACUUGGGGCAUGCUCUUGUCUCCCUGCUUUGCCUUUUCAAUGAUCCUGGCAAUGCCCAUGCAGUCUUUAUGAUCAUGGAUGAAGUUUCUGUGCACAAGAUGUCCCUUCCCAGGAAAGUCUGAACUAAAUGGCUGCUAACAGUUUAGAGACUGAGAUCGAUUGCUUAUAAUAGCCAUAAAUGUUCCAUGGUUUCAAAAUGUUAACACACAUAUUAAACAUGCUCUAUAUGCUUUUAUUUUAAAAACAAAAGCAACAAUUACUCCUACUAAUUGUAAAAUAAUAAUCAUAUAUAUUACAUCUAUAAUUGGGGAUGUCCCAGUCCCGAUGAAAGGUACGUUUGUAUGGGUGUUUCUAUGAUUGGGUUUUAUUAUUUUUUUUAAUAAUCAACUUUUUGAGUCCUUCAUACAACAUCUUCAUAUCUAGUGUCGAGCUACUGUCUGCAAUUGCACUGUUUGAUUUCCAUGCCAUUUAAAAAAAAAUUAAGCCUCUUUAGUUGAACAAAACUUGAGAAACUUUGCUAGUUUGCAUGAAGUUAUUUGUUGAUAAUUUCUGUUUAGCUUCGAAGCCUUUUUCGCCCAAAUGGUGUUCUGCUCACAAUGGGGAACAAUGGCAUUACGUUUUACAACUCCAAAAACAAUAUUUCUGAAUAAAUAUUGAAAAAACUUAGAACUUUUUUCUAAGUUUUUCUUUUAACAAUUCCCAGGAAACCCAACAAAAUGUUGGGGCAAGUCAUUUCGAAACGAAGCCUAAAGAUGCUAGUAGCUUAGCAUUUAGCUAACUACGCCA